Molecule: messenger RNA, 2291 nt
Organism: Hirundo rustica (Barn swallow)
Lineage: Eukaryota; Metazoa; Chordata; Aves; Passeriformes; Hirundinidae
Gene: SELENOV
Product: selenoprotein V
Exons: 5
Biological process (GO): response to selenium ion
Cellular component (GO): cytosol
Source: RefSeq, a predicted model, not a curated record
CGCCCCUCGCGCAUGCGCAGUUGUCGCCAUGGCGCCGCUCCGAGUCCACGUCCUUUACUGCGGAGCCUGAGGCUAUAAACCCAAGUUCCAGAGGCUGAAGCAGGAGCUGGAGCGGCGCUUCCCGGGAGCCCUGGACGUGAGCGGCCAGGGCACGCGGGAGGUGACGGGAUGGUUUGAGGUGACCGUGGCGGGGCACCUGGUGCACUCCAAGAAGAACGGCGAUGGCUUCGUGGACAGCGACUCCAAACUGCGCAGGAUCGUGGCCGCCAUCGAGUCCCACCUGGCCUAGGCCCCGCUAGGGGUGGGGCGCGGCCGUGGCGACGCGUCGCGAUACCGCGCGAUAUAUCGGGAGAUAUGGGCGGGUGUCGCGAGAUACCGCGGGUUAUCAGGAGAUAUCGCGAGAUAUCGCGAGGUAUCGCGAGGUAUCGCGACGCGUCGCGACGGCGCCGACCCCUCCCGGCCCCUCCCAGGCCCCCCCCCAGCGCUCCAUGACGGGAAUCGCCGAAACGCCGCCGGCACCGGGCGCGUCCCAGACCCCGCGCGGGAGGGGGCACGGGGGGCUGGGGGGGGUCAGAGCCCACCCCAAACCCCGAGAGCCCACCCCAAAUCCCUUAAUUCCAUCUGAAAUCCCUGAGAUCCCACCCAAAAUCCUGAAAUCCCACCCAAAAUCCCUUAAUUCCAUCUGAAAUCCCUCAAAUUCCACCCCAAACCCCGAGAUCCCACCCAAAAUCCUGAAAUCCCACCCUAAAUCCCUUAACUCCAUCUGAAAUCCCACCCCAAAUCCCUUAAUUCCAUCUGAAAUCCCGAGAUCCCACCCAAAAUCCUGAGAUCCCACCCUAAAUCCCUUAACUCCAUCUGAAAUCCCACCCAAAAUCCCUUAACUCCAUCUGAAAUCCCUCAAGUUCCACCCAAAAUCCCUUAAUUCCAUCUGAAAUCCCUGAGAUCCCACCCAAAAUCCUGAAAUCCCACCCAAAAUCCCUUAAUUCCAUCUGAAAUCCCACCCAAAAUCCUGAGAUCCCACCCUAAAUCCCUUAACUCCAUCUGAAAUCCCUCAAGUUCCACCCAAAAUCCCGAGAUCCCACCCCAAAUCCCUUAAUUCCAUCUGAAAUCCCUCAAAUUCCACCCCAAAUCCCGAGAUCCCACCCUAAAUCCCUUAAUUCCAUCUGGAAUCCCUGAAAUCCCACCCAAAAUCCCGAAAUCCCACCCAAAAUCCCUUAAUUCCAUCUGAAAUCCCUCAAAUCCCACCCAAAAUCCCUUAAUUCCAUCUGAAAUCCCUCAAAUUCCACCCAAAAUCCUGAAAUCCCACCCAAAAUCCCGAGAUCCCACCCAAAAUCCUGAGAUCCCACCCAAAAUCCUGAAAUCCCACCCUAAAUCCCUUAAUUUCAUCUGAAAUCCCACCCAAAAUCCCUUAAUUCCAUCUGGAAUCCCUGAGAUCCCACCCAAAAUCCCUUAAUUCCAUCUGAAAUCCCUCAAAUCCCACCCAAAAUCCCUUAAUUCCAUCUGAAAUCCCUCAAAUUCCACCCAAAAUCCCAUCCAAAAUCCUGAGAUCCCACCCUAAAUCCUGAGAUCCCACCCAAAAUCCCGAGAUCUCACCCUAAAUCCCUCAAAUCCCACCCCAAAUCCCUUAAUUCCAUCUGAAAUCCCACCCAAAAUCCCUCAGAACACACCCAAACUCCUUUCAUUCCAUCCUAAAUUCCUUCAUUCCAUCCUAAAUUCCUGAGAUCCCACCCAGCAUCCUGAGAUCUCACCCAAAUUCCCUCAAAUUCCACCCCAAAUCCCUCAAAUGUCAUCCUAAAUAUUUCCUUCCACCCCAAACGCUUCAAAUCCCUCAAAUUUCAUCCAAAAAUCUCUCAAGUUUCACUCCAAACCCCCUCAGAUCCCACCCAAAAUCCCUCAGAUUUCAUCCUAAACCCCUCAAAUCCCACCCUAAAUAUUUUUAUUCCACCCCAAAUCCUUCAAAUCCCCCUCCCCAAAACCUUUCUUCCCCCUCCAAAUUCUCCUCUUACCCCCCCAAAAUCCUUCCCCUCGCUCCAAAAACUCCUCUUUUUUUUUUCUUUCACCAACCGCCUUCGCCGCUGCCGUUUUCAGCCGAAUUCUGCAUUUUUGGGGAUUUUUCUCCCACGGAACUCUCCCCGACGGGGCUGAAAGAAUCGGGGAAAAAGCUGUUUAAACCACUAAAAAUAGCCGUAAUGAUUUUAUUAUCCCUCCCCCCGUUUAUUAGCUCUCAACCACCGUUCCAGUUGCCUUCCGUGACCCGGUGGCCUUUUGGGAAUAAAGCGUUGGAAAUCGGA